Bufo bufo (common toad) is the source of this 936-nucleotide messenger RNA. RefSeq names its product olfactory receptor 1G1-like. Gene Ontology annotation, molecular function: G protein-coupled receptor activity; olfactory receptor activity. The record is from RefSeq and is a predicted model, not a curated record. The coding region runs from base 1 to 936 and encodes 311 amino acids. Gene Ontology annotation, cellular component: membrane. Gene Ontology annotation, biological process: G protein-coupled receptor signaling pathway. Lineage: Eukaryota; Metazoa; Chordata; Amphibia; Anura; Bufonidae. The transcript has a single exon.
AUGGAUGAAUGUCCAAACAAAACAGUAACAGAAUUUCAUAUCAUAACAAUAUCCACCUCCGAAACAGGAAGACAUUUGCUUUUCAUUGGAGUGUUAAUAAUGUAUUUAUUGACUGUGAAUGGAAACUUACUUAUUACUGGACUUAUAUGUUUGGAAGACCGGCUACACACUCCAAUGUACUUCUUUCUGGGAAAUCUCUCCAUGGCAGAUGUCACCUAUGUAACCACGACUCUUCCAAAGCUAUUAUCUAUAAUUGCUACAGAAGAUAAUAGAAUAUGGUUUUCUGCCUGUAUUACUCAACUUUACUUUUAUAUGUUAGCUGCUGUCUGUGAAAUUUUUAUUUUGACCUUCAUGUCUUAUGACCGAUAUGUAGCCAUCUGCAUGUCCUUGCAAUAUCAUCUUAUUAUGAACAGACAAGUAUACAUACCAAUGGCUAUCUCUUCUUGGCUUAUAGCAGCUAUUAACUCACUAAUCUAUGCAAUCCUUACCUCCAUGCUAAAUUUCUGUCAUACACAUCAAAUUGACCAUUUAUAUUGUGACCUAAAAACGUUAUACUCGAUAACCUCUAGCGACACCACUAGUAGACAAAUAUUCAUGCUGUUUGGAAAUAUCACUUUUACAUUUUUGCCUUUGACUCUUACUAUAAUCUCUUAUGUAUAUGUUAUCUCUUCCAUAUUGAAGAUACGUUCUUCAAGGGGACGCCUCAAAGCCUUCUCCAGCUGCACAUCUCAUCUUACCACCGUCAUGUUAUUCUAUGGUCCAAUCAUUUUCUUGUAUGGUAACCCAGAAUCUGGACAUUCUAAGGACCAGAAUAAAUUGCUCUCAUUCAUCUAUAUGGCCGUGGUUCCAAUGCUGAAUCCAGUUGUCUAUUCUCUGAGGAAUAAUGAGGUUUUGGGAGCAAUCAGAAAAGUAACCAGAAAUCUAAGAAAAUUUUGA